CUUAUCCCCUUCCUUGAUUUUUCUCCUCUUUGCCCUCGCCGAUCACCGCCCUCGUCUCAGAUUCCCACCCACGCCAUCACCCGGGAAUCCUCUCAGCAUCAGCAUCAGCAGACCACGUACGCCUCCUCCCCCACCUGCUGCUUGAAGAAGCUCCUCCAUCAGUGACCUAGAGUGAAGACUGAGGUGUCUCCGGUGAACUUGGUCGACUGGCUCUGCUGGUGUCUCCGGUGCAGGUGCAGGUGCAGCUGCGGCGAUCGAUGGAGGCUGUGCAGGGCGUCGAGUCCCUCGCUGGCGGAGAUGGGCGGCACCAUGUGUCACGUACCCUCGGGACGGCGCUGCUCAUCUCCGUGGGGUACAUCGAUCUCGGCAAGUGGGUGGCGGCGGUUGAUGCCGGGGCUCGCUUCGGGUACGACCUCGUGCUGCUGGUGCUCUUCUUCAACUUCUCCGCGGUCCUCAACCAGUAUCUCUGCACCUGCAUCGGCAUGGUCACCGGCAAGAAUCUUGCAGAGAUUUCCCACCAGGAGUACAGCCAGUUCAUAUGUGUUGGCCUCGGUCUCCAAGCUGGGAUGUCUUUGUUUACAUCAGAACUAACCAUGAUUUUAGGCAUAGCAGUUGGAUACAACCUCGUGUUUGAUCAGGAUGAUUUUAUCACAGCCAUCAUUUUUGCAUGUCUUGUAAUUAAUGUGCUGCCAUAUAUUUUCUCCCCUAGGGACAAGAGGAUGGCUGGAACGUUAAAUGCAUGCAUAGCUGGCUUUACGAUUCUUUGUUUUGUGCUUGGUUUAUUAGUUAGUCAACCAGAAAUUCCUCUUCAUGUGAAUGUGAUGUUCCCUAAGUUCAGUGGUGAAAGCGCUUACUCACUGAUGGCACUUAUGGGUGCAAAUAUAAUGUCACACAACUUUUAUGUUCAUUCGUCCAUUGUUCAGGUUCAGAAAUCUCAUGUUCAUACCGUGGGUGGCUUGUUUCAUGACCACCUUUUUUCAAUACUAUUUACUUUUACUGGGGUUUUUCUUGUGAACUAUAUUUUGUUGAGCUCAGCAGCAGCAGAAUCUAGUCACAAUGUGAUCCAUACCUUUCACGAUGCUGUCGAGCUAAUGAACGAGAUAUUUACGAGUUCCAUGGCACCACUUGUGUUGCUAGCUGUUCUUCUCUUUUCAAGCCACAUCAUUGCAUUGACAUCUGUUAUCGCUAGCCAUGUAGUCACGGAGCAUUUCUUUGGCGUGAACAUAUCUCUGUUUGCUCAUCAUGUGCUACUUAAGCUUCUUUCCAUGAUUCCUGCUAUCUAUUCUGCAAAGGUAGCAGGCUCUGAAGGGGUAUAUCAGUUAAUCAUUCUGUGUCCAGUAAUCCAGGCGUUUACCCUGCCUUCGUCUAUUAUCCCUAUUUUCCGCAUCGCCUCAUCAAGGUGGAUAAUGGGCAACUACACGGUAUCUCUACGUGUUGAAAUAUUAGCCUUCCUUUCAUUUUGUCUUACGUUGUUUAUAAAUAUCAUCUUCGCGGCGGAAAUUCUGUUCGGCGACAGCGCCUGGACGAACAGCGUGAAAGGGAACACAGAAACCCCUGUGCUAAUUCCCCAUGCUGUACUUAUUCUAAUGUCUUGUGCAUCUAUUGCUUUCGCACUCUUCCUGGCUGCUACCCCACUGAAGUCAUCAGGUAGGGAAGCCGAAACUCAGGAGCUGUGUGUGCACUCUCAAAGAGGAGCACCUGAAGAAAUUCAAAGCGCAGGUCCUGAGACCCUUGACGUCUGCCAUCCUCGAGGAGUCAAAAUCAGCUGUUAGGUUUCACUUUAGAGAUUCAAUUCAACACCAAAGAUCUUUACUGCCACCGUAGUAAAACAAAGUCAGCUAGCAGGAAAUAUCCAAAUGAAGAGGGCAGCUGAGAGAAAUGUUGAAGUAGAAGCGGAUGUUUGCACAGACCGAAAUAUACUUUUUGCGAAGAAAUUACCUUCAUAGUAUUGUUGGUGACAAAGUUAAAAUCAACACUGUAUUACUAUUCAAUCUUCUAUCAUGUAAAUUUCUGUUUUUUCCACCAAGAUUUCAGAUGGGAUUUUUCUUUGGCGAAAUUUUUAUAUGAGUACGCCAGUGGUGAAGUUUGUUCUAAUUUUUAUUUAUU
Messenger RNA from Hordeum vulgare subsp. vulgare (domesticated barley), 2106 nucleotides. RefSeq names its product protein ETHYLENE-INSENSITIVE 2-like. NCBI's taxonomy places the organism in Eukaryota, Viridiplantae, Streptophyta, Magnoliopsida, Poales, Poaceae. Gene Ontology annotation, biological process: metal ion transport. Gene Ontology annotation, cellular component: membrane. The record is from RefSeq and is a predicted model, not a curated record. The transcript has 8 exons. Bases 258 to 1772 code for a protein of 504 amino acids. Gene Ontology annotation, molecular function: manganese ion transmembrane transporter activity; cadmium ion transmembrane transporter activity.